Molecule: messenger RNA, 4718 nt
Organism: Sander lucioperca (pikeperch)
Lineage: Eukaryota; Metazoa; Chordata; Actinopteri; Perciformes; Percidae
Product: adenylate cyclase type 3-like
Exons: 21
Coding region: 822-4211 (1129 amino acids)
Biological process (GO): intracellular signal transduction; adenylate cyclase-activating G protein-coupled receptor signaling pathway; cAMP biosynthetic process
Cellular component (GO): plasma membrane
Molecular function (GO): adenylate cyclase activity
Source: RefSeq, a predicted model, not a curated record
GGUGAAGCAGAUUAUUAUUUUUUUUUUUUCGGAAAACACCCGAGCUGAAGCGGGGGUUAACGUUAGUGUACCAUGUAGUGUACUCGUCGAGGCUACUUUCCAUGAGCCUUUUUAAAAAUAAUGAUAUCUAGGCAGAGGUUUAAUUUACUCGGCGGCUGUGUUUACGGCAGGCUAAGGGCACCCACAUCUGCCUAAAGGGAAUAACGCUAGCACUCAAAGGAUACGGAAUCGGGCUUUACACACGGCCAUGUGAGGAGGGACUAAGGAAGGCCAAAAUGCAAAAAGCUGUCCAGUCCAGAGAAAUGAUGGAGACAGAGGGAGUCAUACAAACAUCUCCUUAUUUGAUCCAAUGUUAAUAAUUCAACAACUUUGACAUGGGGCACACUGCUGUGGAGUACAACGGUGGAGAGGAGCUGCUAAAACAUUUGUCACAUAUGUAAAGCUGAAUGAGGAACAAGAGGUGCACACUCUUUGGAUUACGUUAAAAAAAAAAAAAAAAAAAAAGAGUAGGCGUGCUCAAUCUGUGCAUAUGACAGAGGACUAACUGAGUGAAAAGGCAGCAUUAGAUGGAGUGACCACAGACGCAGCUAUGCAAGAAGAUAUCUCUCCAGUGUACAGGUUCUGACAAUCAACACACAACUGUGAUUCAUGCCAUGUGUGCUCUCAAGGGAAAAAGGUGGUUACUCAGCAGAAGACAAACAAGCAGAUGAUGUAUACCUGAGAGUUCUUAGGGUUUGGUCUACUCCUGUAGGACGACAAACGGCUUUCCAUUUUUUUUUUAUUAAAGGAGAAGGCGGGAAGCAGAUCUUAGAGCGUUCACCAUGCCCAGGAACCGAGCCUUUUCCGAGCCAGAAUACUCGGCGGAGUAUUCGGCAGACUGCUCGGUGACGCUGCCCUCUGACCCCGGGCAGGCAGUUGGGCGAACAAACGAGGUCACGGUUCGGAGCUCAGGAUGUUGCCUCUGCCUGCCGCGGUUCAUGCGCCUCACCUUUGCGCCCGACUCUCUGGAGAACCUCUACCAGACCUACUUCAGACGGCAGAGACACGAAACCCUGCUGGUGCUCGUUGUGUUCGCCGCCCUCUUCGACAGCUACAUCAUCAUCAUGUGUACGGUGGUCUACACCACUGACAAGCUGGCUUCUGUUUUAGUGGCAUCAAUGGGACUGGCAGCAGAUGUUAUCCUCUACUUGCUGUGUCGCUUUGGGCUGCUGCCAGACCGCAUCUCGAGACGGGUGGUGCCCUAUGCCCUGUGGGUGCUCAUAGCAGCUCAGAUAUUCUGCUACCUGGGUCUGAACUAUGCUCGCUUCCACCAGGCCAGUGACACGGUGGGCUGGCAGGCUUUCUUCAGCUUCUCUUUUUUUCUGACUCUGCCUUUGAGGCUAACACCAAUCGUACUCAUCACUACUGUAUCCUGCGGGGUCCACACCCUGGUUCUGGGCGUCACUAUCGCCCAGCAGCAGCAGCAGGAGGACAUCCAGGGGGCAGCACUUGGUAGACAGCUGCUGGCCAACAUAGUGAUCUAUGUUUGUGCCAUCACUGUGGGCGUCAUGUCGUACUACAUGGCUGACCGGAAGCAUCGGAAGGCCUUUCUGGAGGCGAGACAGUCACUGGAAGUCAAACUCAACCUGGAGGAGCAGAGUCAGCAACAGGAACGUCUGCUACUCUCCAUCCUUCCAAAGCACAUAGCUGAUGAGAUGCUUCAGGACAUGAAGAAAGAGCCCAGUCAGAAAGAGAUGCAGCAGUUCAACACCAUGUACAUGUACAGACACGAAAACGUCAGUAUUUUGUUUGCAGACAUCGUAGGCUUCACACAACUAUCAUCGUCCUGCAGCGCUCAGGAGCUGGUCAAACUGCUCAAUGAGCUCUUUGCUCGCUUUGACAAACUGGCUGCAAAAUAUCACCAACUGAGGAUCAAGAUCCUGGGAGACUGCUACUACUGCAUCUGUGGGCUGCCGGACUACAGAGAGGACCACGCUGCAUGCUCUAUCAUGAUGGGUCUGGCCAUGGUGGAGGCCAUCUCGUACGUCCGGGAGAAAACUCAGACAGAUGUUGACAUGCGGGUUGGAGUGCACAGUGGUACAGUCCUGGGGGGAGUGCUGGGUCAGAAACGCUGGCAGUAUGACGUCUGGUCCACAGAUGUCACUGUAGCCAACAAAAUGGAGGCUGGAGGGAUACCAGGUCGCGUCCACAUCUCACAGAGCACCAUGGAGUGUCUUCAUGGUGAGUUUGAUGCUGAGCCAGGGAACGGAGGUGACCGCUGUGACUACCUGAGAGAGAGGGGCAUCGAGACCUACCUAGUGGUUGUUCCUAAAGGACCUGUGGGGAAGAAUGGCAUCAAUGGUGUAAAGUUGUCUGUUACCUCUUCCAAUGGAAACUCCCCACUCUUGAUCAACACUACAGAGUGUAACGGCAGUGUUAACACAGCCUGUACCACACCAGAGGAACCUGAAGAACUGGAUACGAGGGUGGUGAAUCCAUCUUUCCCUAACCCUCGGAGAAGGCUGCGACUGCGGGACCUGGCUGAAAGGGUGAUUGAUGCUCAGGAGAAUGAACAGGAGCUCAACAAACUGCUUAACGAGGCUCUGCUGGAGAGAGAGACAGUCCAAGCUCUGAAGGGAAAACACACCAACAGGCUCUCCUUGAGGUUUGUGGAUCCGGACCUGGAGACUUGUUACUCUGUGGAGAAGGAGAAACAGAGCGGAGCUGCCUUCUGCUGCUCCUGUGUGGUCCUGCUCUUUACUGCAGCUAUGGAGGCCCUCAUAGACCCCUGGCUGAUUGCAAACUACAUCACCUUUGCAGUGGGAGAAGUCAUCCUGCUCAUCCUGACAAUCUGUUCUCUGGCCGCCAUCUUCCCUAGAGUCUUUCCCAAGAAGCUGGUGUCUUUCUCCACCUGGAUCGACCACACCCGCUGGGCUCGUAACACCUGGGCCAUGGCUGCCAUCUUCAUCCUCACCAUGGCAGACAUCACGGACAUGCUGAGUUGUCUGCCUCGAGCCCCAGACUCAGGCAGCACCACAGUGGCUCCCUCCUCUUCGUCUUCCUCCUCUUCCUCCUCUUCCUCUUCCUGGUCUAGCCCUGACGGUUGCCUGGACAACCCUAAAUAUUACAGCUACAUCGCUGUGCUGGCACUGAUGGCCACCACCAUGCUGGUUCAAGUCAGUCACAUGGUCAAGCUCACACUGAUGCUGCUCAUCACAGUGGCCACUGGCAUUGUUAACAUCUACAGCUGGAGGGACAUCUUCGACCACUAUGACAUGGCCCGCUUCCAGGACUACAGUUCAAAGCUGGUGCCCUCCAAGUUCACAAUGACAAUUAUGAUCUUCAUUAUGAUGGUCAGCUUCUAUUAUUUCUCCCGACAUGUGGAGAAGCUCGCCCGCACCCUUUUCCUGUGGAAGAUUGAGGUCCAUGAGCAGAAGGAGAAAGUGUAUGAGAUGAGGCGCUGGAAUGAAGCACUGGUGACCAACAUGCUACCUGAACAUGUUGCUCGACACUUCCUGGGCUCCAAGAAAAGGGAUGAGGAGUUGUACAGCCAGUCCUACGAUGAGAUUGGAGUCAUGUUUGCCUCAAUUCCCAACUUCUCUGACUUCUACACAGAGGAGAGCAUCAAUAAUGGAGGGAUUGAAUGCUUACGGUUCCUUAAUGAGAUAAUCUCAGACUUUGACAGUCUGCUGGAUGAGCCUCAGUUCCGCUGCAUCACCAAAAUCAAAACCAUCGGCAGUACCUACAUGGCAGCAUCAGGUGUCACCCCAGACGUCAGUAACGGCUACAGCUGCAUGAAGAAAGAGGAGCAGUCUGACAGAGAGCGCUGGCAGCACCUGGCAGACCUGGCAGACUUUGCUCUGGCCAUGAAGGUCACACUCAUGAACAUCAACUACCAGUCAUUCAACAACUUCAUGCUACGCAUUGGUCUGAAUAAGGGUGGAGUGUUAGCAGGAGUGAUUGGUGCCCGAAAACCCCACUACGAUAUCUGGGGCAACACUGUGAACGUGGCCAGUCGCAUGGAGUCCACAGGGGUUAUGGGAAACAUUCAGGUAGUGGAGGACUGCUACAACAUCCUAAAGGAGUACGGCUUCCGAUUUGUGAGAAGGGGACCCAUCUUUGUGAAGGGGAAAGGGGAACUGCUCACUUAUUUUCUGAAGGGAAGAGACAAACAAGGCUCAUUUAUCAACGGCUCCUCUGUCACCCUGCCACAUCAGGUGGUGGACAGCUAAGGUCCACUCACACACACACACACACAUACACACACACACACACACACUCCCCAGCAAUCACAGUUAGUGUGCGAUAAUUGCAGAGGAGAGAGUUUUUGGAAUAAGAAGUAAUUUGUCUAAAAACAGUCCGACACCUGUACUAAAUGUAUACAAGUCACAUUAAAAUACCACUGACACACUUCAUACACACCUGUGACAACACACCACUCAUUACUCAUUAGUGCCUGUGGAAAGAUAUAUGGGCCAGUAGAGAUUGAUUUUAAAUUUUUCAUGUUCAAGUUGAACAACAGACCUUAAAACAUUAAUAACUAGAUAAAUUAAUAAAUUAACGGAAAUGAUUAGAAAUUGAUAGGAUCUAGAUACAGACACUAUGUAAGAUUAAAACAUUACAAAUAAAAAUAAUAAGACUACAUGAAGGCAAGUCUAGACAAGAUAGGCCGGCAGCAGAAAAUCCAAGGUCAAGUGUCCACAUUUCUUUCAUUUAUGGCAGCUGUACAAAAAAAAAAA